Messenger RNA from Toxotes jaculatrix (banded archerfish), 3517 nucleotides. RefSeq names its product solute carrier family 12 member 3 (gene slc12a3). Gene Ontology annotation, cellular component: membrane. Bases 1 to 3093 code for a protein of 1030 amino acids. Gene Ontology annotation, biological process: sodium ion transmembrane transport; chloride transmembrane transport; chloride ion homeostasis. The record is from RefSeq and is a predicted model, not a curated record. The transcript is spliced from 26 exons. Gene Ontology annotation, molecular function: sodium:potassium:chloride symporter activity. Lineage: Eukaryota; Metazoa; Chordata; Actinopteri; Toxotidae.
AUGGAGUUGCCAGUUGCCAGCGACGGUAUUCACCUGGCUGCAUUCAAACCCAGAGUUCCUCUGUCAGUGGCCACUGGGAAGGCAACACCUGGAGGGUUUAAUGAGUCUGGUUACUAUCAGUGUUACGGUGAUGGGAGCAGUGUAGCGUCUAAUGGAUCUGAUGCUCUGACUGGCUACGAGACACUGGACGCCCCACCACACUAUGACUUCUACGCCAACACAGAGGUGUGGGGCCGUCGGAGACGCUUCAGACCGUCUCUGUACCAGCUGUAUGCCAACCCUGAGGAUGACUCCAGACCUCCCAUGUAUGAGGAGACAACAGGUGAGCGGAUGGAAGGAGGAGGAGACAGCUCUGAGGAAGACGAGGAUGAGCAAAAGGAGCCACCACCUGAGCCGACACGCUUUGGCUGGAUUCAGGGAGUCAUGAUCCGUUGCAUGUUAAAUAUCUGGGGCGUGAUCCUGUACCUGAGGCUGCCUUGGAUUACUGCUCAGGCUGGCAUAGGUCUGACCUGGGUGAUCAUCCUGCUAUCUUCAUUUAUAACUGGGAUCACUGGUCUCUCUACUUCAGCCAUUGCUACCAACGGCAAAGUCAAAGGAGGUGGCACAUACUUCCUGAUCAGUCGUAGUCUGGGUCCAGAGCUCGGCGGCUCCAUCGGUCUAAUCUUUGCCUUUGCCAAUGCUGUAGCUGUGGCCAUGCACACCGUGGGCUUUGCUGAGACUGUUACAGACCUCAUGCGUGAACAUGGAGCUGUCAUGGUGGACACCAUUAAUGACAUUCGCAUCAUUGGCAUCAUCACUGUUACAUGUCUACUGGGUAUCUCGAUGGCUGGCAUGGCAUGGGAAUCCAAGGCCCAGGUUCUGUUCUUCCUGGUCAUCAUGGUGUCAUUCGCCAGUUACAUUGUUGGAACGAUCAUCCCUGCUACACCAGAGAAACAAGCCAAGGGUUUUUUUAGCUACAGAGCGGAUAUCUUUGCUGACAAUUUUGUGCCCAGCUGGCGGGGACCAGGGGGCAGCUUCUUUGGCAUGUUCUCCAUUUUUUUCCCCUCGGCCACAGGCAUCCUGGCAGGAGCUAACAUCUCUGGAGAUCUGAAGAAUCCAACAGUGGCCAUCCCCCGAGGAACACUUAUGGCCAUAUUCUGGACCACCACAUCCUACCUCAUCAUCUGUGCUACCAUUGGAUCCUGUGUGGUACGGGAUGCAUCUGGCUUGUUAAAUGACACCCUGUCUUCCUCCUCAUCCAGCGAGGACUGCAUUAGUGUAGCUUGUGGAUAUGGAUGGGACUUCAGUGAGUGCAUCAAGAACGGCACGUGCACCUUCGGCAUCAGUAACUACUAUCAGUCGAUGAGCAUGGUGUCGGCCUUCAGCCCUCUCAUCACUGCUGGGAUAUUUGGAGCAACUCUGUCCUCCGCUUUGGCCUGCCUGGUGUCUGCUCCCAAAGUCUUCCAGUGUCUGUGUAAGGACAAACUCUACCCUGUCAUUGGCUUCUUUGGCAAGGGUUACGGCAAGAAUGAUGAACCACUCCGAGGCUACCUCCUGACGUACAUCAUUGCUGCCUGCUUCAUUCUCAUCGCUGAGUUGAACACCAUCGCUCCCAUCAUCUCCAACUUCUUCCUGUGCUCCUACUCUCUCAUCAACUUCAGCUGCUUCCACGCCUCAAUCACCAACUCACCAGGUUGGCGUCCAUCCUUCAGGUUCUACAGUAAGUGGCUGUCGUUGCUGGGUGCUGUGUGUUGUGUGGUGAUCAUGUUCCUGCUGACAUGGUGGGCGGCCCUCAUCGCCUUCGGCGUAGUCUUCUUCCUUUUGGGAUACACACUCUACAAGAGGCCUGCUGUGAACUGGGGCUCGUCAGUGCAGGCGGGCUCCUACAACAUCGCUCUGAACCAGUGUGUGGGUCUCAACCAUGUGGAGGACCACGUCAAGAACUACAGACCACAGUGUUUGGUCCUGACAGGUCCACCCAGCCGUCGUCCAGCUCUGGUGGAUCUGGUCAGCUGUUUCACCAAGAGUCUCAGUCUCAUGAUGUGUGGUAAUGUGGUCAUUACUGGUCCCUCCCCAGGAGCAGUGAAGGAAGCGAGCAGUGACAGACAUGUCUCCUGGUUGAACCAACGGAAGGUCAAGUCAUUCUACAGAGGAGUGGUGGCCACGGAGCUGCGGUCAGGAGUUAACAUGCUGCUUCAGGCCGGAGGUUUGGGUCGUAUCAAGCCAAACGUUCUGCUGACGGGUUUCAAGAAAGACUGGCGCAGUGACACACCUCAGGCUGCACAUAACUACAUAGGAAUACUGCAUGAUGCAUUUGAUCUACAGUACGGUGUGUGUGUGCUGAGAAUGAGGGAGGGACUGGAUGUCUCUCAUCCACCUCAAUCGCACGUCAAUCCAGGCUUUGAUGGAGGACCAGAGAGUAUAAGCAGCAACUCUGCCUCUUCCUGCAUUCGGACAAGCAUUACAUCUUCUAUUUCCAUCGAUCCAGAGAUUCAGCCCAACACAGUGUUUCAGAAAAAUCAAGGAAAGAAGACCAUCGACGUGUACUGGCUGUCUGAUGACGGAGGUCUGACCCUGCUGCUGCCCUACCUGCUGACCCGCAGGAAGCGCUGGGCCAGAUGUAAGGUCCGAGUGUUUGUGGGAGGAGAAACAGAUAAAAAGGAGGAGCAGAAAAAGGAGGUACUGGCACUGAUCAAGAAGUUCCGUCUUGGUUUCCAUGAUGUUGAGGUGCUGCCUGACAUCUACCAGAACCCUCAGCCUGUGAAUGUUCAUCAGUUUGAGAACAUGGUGGGUCGCUUCAGGCGGAAUACAAACCCCAAGCAGGACUCUGACUCUGGGCCUCCAACACAGCAGGAGGAGCCCUGGAUGAUCACUGACCAGGAUUUAGAGAGGAACAAAGCCAAGUCUCUCCGUCAGAUUCGUCUCAAUGAGGUUCUGCAGGACUACUCCAGAGAAGCUGCGCUGAUUGUUAUCACCAUGCCAGUGGGGAGGAGAGGAGUGUGCCCCAGUACUCUCUUCAUGGCGUGGCUGGACUUCUUGUCACGUGAUCUGAGACCCCCAGUCCUACUGGUCAGAGGAAACCAGGAAAACGUUCUCACCUUCUACUGCCAGUGAAAUGUCACCAUGAGUCGAAUGCACAUAUAAUGAAGCAAAUUAUUAUCCUGACAUUAUUUAUCUUAAGUUACAAAUGACAAUGCAUUGAUGACUACUGAUGAUUAUCUAAUCCUGUAAUUAAUGUAUGAUUCUUGUCAAUAUUAUAUUGUUGCCUUUAAUUCAAAAUCUGGAUGAUCUUGACAUUUUUUAAGUAUUGCAAACACAAAUCUCCCUUAGAAACAUUGAAAAUUGAAGCCAUUUCUGAUUGUAAACAGUUAUUUAUCAAAAUGAUUUGCACAUAAAAUGUUUUGUUUCCUUUCCUCAAAUUUAUGGCACAUGAGACCAAAUUAAGACCAAAUUUUGUUGAAAAAAGUUUAAAAUUAUGAAAGGCUUUUUAAGUACAUAGGAAGCAUUUUAUAUAAUGAGACUGUGUGUGUGUGUGUGU